UGUCGCCAUGCAUACUGUAACUAUUUUGCAAGCGGUGGCAUUUUAGAACAUUGCUCUUUACUUCAAGAAUAAUAAAACGACUCCGUCUUUAUUAUGGAGGACUUUUCCACUGGAGCUUGAUGGGUUUAUGUAAAUUUAAGAGAUAUGUUAGCGGGCCAACUUUGUCAUUGUUUUCAGGAAAAGUCAGUUUCAGCUAUGAAAGAACUCUAAGAGAGCCAAGACAACUCCUAGCUGAAAGUGGAUAAUGAAAUCACACUGACUAUUAAGUGGCGACGACAGAAAUAAUGCCAGAUAAUUAUUAGUCGAGAGAUCAUCAGACAUACGCAGUCACUGAGCGUGUUAAUGCAGAUAUGAGUUCCUCUGUGUCACUUUGCUCUGCCGCUUGCUCUCGACCGCACGCAAUUACGCCUCCUGCGGAGCUCUAUGCAAGCGUUAAACGAAACAUUAGCACCUCAUUUAAAAAAUAAAACAGCUUUUCACAAGGACAGACAGCUCCCUGGGUAGUCUUGCUAUGUGGAGAUUAAGCAAUUUAGCAAUCUAGCCUAUCUCUCACACUCCCUCACAAGAGAUACAGUAACCAUAUUUGCCUCAGUGCGUGUACAUGUUGCAUUUACAGUGACUAAUUAUUUUACAAAAAUGGGGGUAAAUAUCUGUUUAAGCAAAAUGAAUUUAAUCUGGGGCUCUUCAAACAUUAAAAAUAGGGUGAAUGAUUACAAAAAACCCCACAAAAUUAAUUAAUUGGAAUUCAUAUUAACUUGAACCUAGACUUGCCACGAUUGAAAGGAGUAUAGUCCAACAUUUUGAUAUUUUUAAAAGAAGGUUUUCGUACUAAUAUCUUUUAUAUUGUGUGCAUGUUAUUGGUGGUCAGUGUAAACAAAGUCAUUUCAGGACCACUUUUUUUUUUUUCAGGACACCCUUGAAUGACUUCACCACGGGCCCGCCCCCACCACGACGUGAUUGGUGGAUACCGUUCGGGGGCGUGACCUGCCAGCCUCUUGUGUAUAUAUUCACCACUUGGUCUGCUCGCUGCUGAUUUACAUGACAACCAAUAAUAAAGGAGUAACAAACACGCUGAACGUGCUCCUGAUCGGAAAAGACGAGACGAAGACGCACGUUUUCUGUUUGUUUGUUUGUUUGUUUUGGUCCUGGACGCAGAGGAUUUGUGUGCGUUUCGGUGGGGAAAGGAUAGCGACAGCGCAGAAAGCAGAAGACGGUGGAUUCUCCUCUCAGCCAUCUUGACUGCUGCUCGCCUCGCCGCACUGAAGGUUGCCUCCUCCUGCUCCAUUCAAAGUAAACACAGCCGUGCCCGCCACUCGCAACUCCAUGCCAGCCCCACGGAGAGGCGAGAUGGGCUCGCUGCGUGAAAUUUGACCGGACUGAAGGUGGGGGGUGGAGGAUUGACGGCAGUAUUUUGGAGCAGGUAAAGAAAAAAAAAAACAAAAGCAAAGGAGUAGAGACGUGCCACUGCUUGGAGAGAUGGAACCAGACCUGUUUGGGAUUUACCUGUUCCUCUCUCUCGCCCUCCUGCCCAGAUCCAGCUGCACCACCGCCAAGGAGAUCACCUGCCAGGAAAUAGCCGUGCCCCUGUGUAAAGGCAUCGGCUACAAUUAUACUUACAUGCCGAACCAAUUCAACCACGACACGCAGGACGAAGCGGGCUUGGAGGUCCAUCAGUUCUGGCCUCUGGUGGAGAUCCAGUGCUCUCCCGAUCUCAAGUUCUUUCUGUGCAGCAUGUACACGCCUAUCUGUCUGGAGGACUACAAAAAGCCCCUGCCGCCGUGCAGGAGCGUGUGUGAGAGAGCCCGGGCCGGCUGCGCGCCCCUCAUGAGGCAGUAUGGCUUUCCCUGGCCGGACCGCAUGAAAUGUGAUCUGCUGCCGGUGCAAGGCAACCCUGACACGCUUUGUAUGGACUACAACAGAACAGACUCGACAACCGUGUCGCCCGUCCUCCCCAAGCCAACCAGCCAUCCCAAAACCAAGCCAGGUAGACCCAGUCCGCCAAGGAAGUACAAGCCUGCCGCGGGCUCCUGCGAGCCAGGAUGUAAAUGUCUGGAGCCCAUGGUGCCCGUCAGCACUGAGCGCCACCCGCUGUACAACCGCGUGAAAACUGGCCAGAUCACCAACUGUGCUAUGCCUUGCCACAGCCCCUAUUUCACCCACGACGAGCGGGCCUUCACCGCCUUCUGGAUCGGCCUUUGGUCCGUGCUGUGCUUCGUGUCAACUUUUGCCACAGUUGCCACCUUCCUAAUAGACAUGGAGCGCUUCAAGUAUCCCGAGAGACCCAUCAUCUUUCUGUCCGCCUGUUACAUGUUCGUGUCCGUGGGCUACAUCGUCAGGCUCAUCGCCGGCCACGAGAAGGUGGCUUGCAGCAGGGACUUGGACGUUGAGCACAUCCACUAUGAGACCACCGGGCCUGCACUGUGCACAGUGGUCUUCCUCCUUAUUUACUUCUUCGGCAUGGCCAGCUCCAUCUGGUGGGUUAUUCUGUCUUUGACUUGGUUCCUCGCAGCUGGGAUGAAGUGGGGCAAUGAAGCCAUUGCCAGCUACUCCCAGUACUUCCAUCUGGCAGCGUGGCUCAUCCCCAGCAUGAAGUCCAUAGCGGUCCUGGCUCUGAGUUCUGUGGACGGGGACUCUGUGGCUGGGAUCUGCUACGUUGGCAACCAGAACCUCGACAACCUGCGUGGCUUUGUCCUCGCACCUCUAGUGAUUUAUUUAUUCAUAGGGACGAUGUUUCUUUUGGCCGGGUUCGUGUCUCUAUUCAGGAUCCGCAAUGUCAUCAAGCAAGGUGGCACCAAGACUGAUAAACUGGAGAGGCUCAUGAUUAGAAUCGGGGUAUUCACAGUGCUCUACACGGUUCCGGCCACAAUCAUCGUGGCGUGUUACUUCUACGAGCAGCACAGUCGGCAGAACUGGGAAAUAACCCACAACUGCUCAAACUGUUUACACGAAAGGGACCGCAGCAGGCCGGACUACGCCGUCUUUAUGUUAAAGUACUUCAUGUGCCUUCUGGUGGGCAUCACAUCCGGAGUGUGGAUCUGGUCCGGCAAGACUUUGGACUCUUGGAGGACUUUCUGCACCAGGUGCUGCUGGGGCAGCAAGGCCACGAGCGGCUCUAUGUACAGCGACGUGAGCACGGGCCUGACGUGGAGGUCGGGCACGGCCAGCUCUGUGUCUUGCCCCAAGCAGAUGCCAUUGUCACAGGUUUGAAUAAGACAAAAAAAGAAAAGAAAAGCAGCUUAUGGGGACUGCUAAUUGUUUGGGAGAUAACCCAUCACACCCUGUCUUAAGCAAUUUGCAUUGUAAAGAACUGCUGCUGAGGUGCUGCCCUCCUUCCUCCCCUAAACUUUGGGGGGAACAUUGAAACAAUGUCCCACGCAUUCACACAGGUUGAAUUCCACCUCUGCUUAUACCAAUUAGAGGCUCAUCUCCAAUUAUGGGGGCAUUACUUCUUGUAGCCAGUUCUUAAAUUUCAUACAAAGAGCAUUUUUUAAUUAACUUUUUUUAUCUAUCUUGUGCCAGAAAACGUGAAAAUGUCAAUCAUGUCAAAGAUGGUUUAAAUUAAGCCUUAAUAGUGUCCCGGAGUUUCCCCCCCCAUGGGUCAUUCAUUUUGUAAUUUCAAAAAAAUGUAUUUAUAUGAAACUUGUGUAAAUUUGUGUAUAGAAAGAAAAGUUUAUAACUAUUGUAUAUUUGUACAAAGUGUAGAUGUCUUUUUGUGGAAGAGCAAACAAAAAAUAUGACUUCUAUUUUGACAAUAAAACAUUUGAUAAAUUUCAAAA
Syngnathoides biaculeatus (alligator pipefish) is the source of this 3776-nucleotide messenger RNA. RefSeq names its product frizzled class receptor 8a (gene fzd8a). NCBI's taxonomy places the organism in Eukaryota, Metazoa, Chordata, Actinopteri, Syngnathiformes, Syngnathidae. Gene Ontology annotation, cellular component: plasma membrane. Gene Ontology annotation, molecular function: Wnt-protein binding; Wnt receptor activity. Bases 1477 to 3207 code for a protein of 576 amino acids. Gene Ontology annotation, biological process: non-canonical Wnt signaling pathway; canonical Wnt signaling pathway. The record is from RefSeq and is a predicted model, not a curated record. The transcript has a single exon.